Molecule: messenger RNA, 1467 nt
Organism: Vicia villosa (hairy vetch)
Lineage: Eukaryota; Viridiplantae; Streptophyta; Magnoliopsida; Fabales; Fabaceae
Exons: 1
Coding region: 1-1467 (488 amino acids)
Molecular function (GO): nucleic acid binding; RNA-DNA hybrid ribonuclease activity
Source: RefSeq, a predicted model, not a curated record
AUGUCCUCCACAGAAGCGUGGGCUCGCAUUCUCCGAAAUCAGGUUAGUAGAGCUUAUGGUAUUGUGAGGCAUCACAUUCAAUCUUCUAUAUGGAAAGGGAUUAAGGAGGAAUACCCUACUGUGUUGGAAAAUGCUUCUUGGUCGUUGGGUAAUGGUAGAAAGAUUAAGUUUUGGUUAGAUUCGUGGUCGGGUGCUCCUUUUAUUAACGAUUGCGAUGCGGCCUCUCUUUCUGUUUUGGGCAUUAAUACAGAAGCUACUGUGGCAGAAAUGUUUUCUAAUUCUGGCAGCACUGUUCCUGCGGCUUGGUUGGACCAUUUCCCCUUCUUAGAAGCGCGAAUUUCAGGCGCGGUUAUUUCGGAUGAGCAGUUUGAUGAUGAUUUAUGUUGGAAACAUUCUAUUAAUGGUUCUUUGACUCUUAAGGAAGCCCACAACUACAAAUUGAAAGCUCUUCCUCCUCCUCCGUGGGCGGCGGCCAUUUGGAAUUCUCACAUCCCUCCGUCGAAAUCUCUUCUUCUUUGGCGUGUGCUUCAUGAUAAAAUUCCCACAGAUGAUCAGCUAUGUCGGCGAGGUUUCUUCACUAUUUCUAUGUGUUUGUUAUGUAUGGUUCAUGCGGAGAAUACCAAUCUUUUCUUCUCUUGUGCUUGGGCUUCUGGUCUUUGGGAUUGGCUGGUCAAUUGUUUAAAUAUGCAGGUGCGCUUUUCUUAUUCCAUUUUUUGGAACAUUUUCCUCAAGGUGAAUUCUCCUCGAGGAGCGUUCGCGGUAAAAUUCGCCGGUAUCAUGGUCUUUAACGCCAUUUGGAGCGCCCAUAAUGCUACUCGGUUUUCUAACAUUUCUCCUUGCAUGAGUAACAUUAAAGCCUCGAUUGUUGCUCAGGUUAAAUUUUGUUGUGAGAAGUCAGGUUAUUGCUUUAGGCAUAAUUUGUCUGACUUUGAUAUCCUUAAAGCUUUUCAAAUAAGGAUUAAUCCUCCUAAAGCUCCUUUAAUCAGAGAAUUUUUUUUUAAUCCUCCUCCUUUUUAUUGGAUGAAAUGCAAUGUGGAUGAUUCUUUUGUUCAUAAUACUCAGUCUUUGGGUUGUGGUGGCAUUUUCCAAAAUUGCUUGGGAGAUUUUUAUUUGGCUUUUGCUGAGCCUCUUAGUUGGAAUUCCUCCCUCUUUGCGGAAUUUUGUGGAGCUUUGCAUGGUAUUGAAUUGGCAAAAGAUAGAGGUUGGACUAAUCUUUGGAUGGAGUUCGAUUCUUCUGUGGUGGUAAAGACCCUCUCUCUAGAGAACUUCGAUCACGUUCCUUGGCAGCUCAGAAAUAGAUGGCUCAACUGCAUUAAGUUCGUUUUAGAUUCUAACUUCAUUAUUUCUCACAUAUGUAGGGAAGGUAAUAGCUGUGCGGAUUUUUUUGCUAAUUUAGGCUGCACAUCUAAUUCCUUCACUCUUUUUGACUCUUUACCCGUUGAUAUUAGGAAUGACUGUAAAAAAUAG